Messenger RNA from Anastrepha obliqua, 1113 nucleotides. It is a transcript of the gene GMF, whose product is annotated as glia maturation factor beta. Gene Ontology annotation, molecular function: actin binding; Arp2/3 complex binding. NCBI's taxonomy places the organism in Eukaryota, Metazoa, Arthropoda, Insecta, Diptera, Tephritidae. Gene Ontology annotation, cellular component: actin cortical patch. The transcript has 4 exons. Gene Ontology annotation, biological process: actin filament debranching; negative regulation of Arp2/3 complex-mediated actin nucleation. Bases 130 to 546 code for a protein of 138 amino acids. The record is from RefSeq and is a predicted model, not a curated record.
UGCUGCUCUGCUAUCGUUGGUUGCUAUCACCAAGUGUUUUAGUUCCGUAUACAUACAUUCCUCCCCAGAAAUUCUCAGGAAAUUUAUACAUAAUCCUGCCAUCACAAGUAUAUUAGAUUUUUAUUUAUAAUGGGCGAUAGCAAAAUUUGUGACAUUAGCGAUGAUGUGCGUGACGCAUUAAAAAAGUUUCGCUUCCGUAAAAGUACUGCCAACUCUGCACUAAUAUUAAAAGUCGAUCGCGAAAAGCAACUUGUUGUUUUGGACGAACUCUUGGAAGAUAUCUCCGUGGAUGAGUUGCAAGAAACACUGCCAGGACAUCAGCCUCGUUACGUCAUUUACACAUACAAAAUGAUUCACGAUGACCAAAGAAUUUCAUAUCCGAUGUGUUUUAUAUUCUACACUCCGCGCGACAGCCAGAUUGAACUGCAAAUGAUGUAUGCUUGUACCAAAAGUGCCCUCCAACGCGAGGUAGAUUUGACGCGUGUCUAUGAAAUACGUGAAUUAGAUGAACUUACUGAGGAAUGGCUCAGGGAAAAACUCAAGUAAACACAUUCAAAACAUUUGACAAGAUUUCCAAUUGAUAAGCAAUAUUGUGUAUAUGUUCGUUGGGUUGAUAGCGUGCAUGGAACUACCAAAUUACCAACGAUUUUACACCAAAUAUGUGUAAAAAAUUAAUGCAGAAUAUAAUUCAAGUAUAUAUUAUAAAUAGCAGGGAAACCACCCAAAAAUAUAAUCAUAAGAUUCUUUUAUUUUGAAAUCCUACCGUGAAAAGACCAAAUUGUCAAAUACUUAAAAAUAUUCCAUGACAAAGGUGAAGUAUUUCAUUCCCACAUUUUUUUUUUAUAUACAUUAAAGUAGUUUUAUAGCUCAAGAGUUGCGUUUGCGUAGAGUUUGUAGUAGAUUAAUAAUAAAAGAGAAAACAAUAUUACAUUUUAUAUAACAAAAGAAGCUGUGCUUGCCAAAUUUAAUUUUAUUUACUUUGUAAUGCUUCGUAUUUUUUAAUUAGAUUUUUAAAUAUAUUGUACGAGGAUAUUGUACGUGGAUUUUUAAAGGAAAUCUUCCAACUUUGUAUACACUUUAUCAAUAUAUACGUAAAAAUAAAUAUACAUACAU